CAUUUUUCUGCAUCACGAUGUCGACGAAAGACCAGUGCAGCGGCAAUGGCAGUCCGUCGUCGUCCCACCCGAUGACGACGAUGCGCAUCUUCCAGCUCACGAUGGGCCUGCUCCUCUUGAGCACGGUGGGGUACAUUGCCAAGUUCACCACGAUAUGGACCACCCCUUCGCUCAAACUCACGGUGGACGAAGUCCAACUGGGGCACAUGGCCCACCUCAGCGAAGUGCUUGAAACGCGCGGGAGAAAUCGGUACUUUGUGCCAGACUACGACGCCGCCGAAACCUUCUUGCGCUCUGUGGAUUUGACUGAAGGGCCGUUGUUCGUGCUGCUCAUGAGUGGCGAAGACAACGGGACGUAUUGGUGCGGCGACUGCGAAAGAGCGCGCAAACCGAUUAGCGACGCCCUGGCUCGUGCUCCAUCCAACAUGCGCCUGUUGGAAGUGAGCGUUGGAGCUCCAAGCGACUGGAAAAAUAAGUUCAACCCCUUCCGCACCAAGUCUACGUUCCACAUUCGCAAGAUCCCGGCCCUGCUCAAGUACGAUGGCAACCUCAGGACGUCACAUCUGCUGUCCGAGUCCUUUGCCACGCAGCCUGCGCUGUUGGACUUUGAGUUUGCUUCGAACCCUCACGCCAAUAAAGUUCUCCAUUCUCCGACAUCGUACAAGACCAUUCGAGAUGCCAACGUGAUGGUGGCGUUCCUUGAAGCGUACCAAGGCGACUACCCGCUGUUCCUGUCGUUCUCAUCGGCCAUCAAUGAGCAUACCGGCCGCCUGUGGUGCCCAUUUUGUGAUAUUGCCGACAUUCCGAUCCAUUACUACUUUGACCAUUAUGCCCCAUCGAACGCCGUGCUUGUCACUGUCGUCGUCGCCGACACAUACUUGGCAUGGAAAGACAAGAAGAAUCCAUUUCGAUUGCAAACCAUCGCGAAGAUCUCUGGCUUGCCGACGCUGUCCCGCGCCGUCCGUGCCGCGCCGACGGAUGCGGUGACUACGCGAGAGUAUUAUCCAUUCUUUGAGAACAUAGACGCGCUUCAAGCGUUCUUUCAAGCCCCCAAGUAACACGGCGAUAGCCCAAGUAAUAGGAGGGGCUGGGUUUUGCUUAGUGUAUUCUUAACGUUAGGCCAAAGUAGACGGGUAAUUAAUGUGAAAGUUGGUGUGGAAUCCUGGACGACUACUGGUAUCGUCUUGGCUGAAUGGUUUUUUGGUCGUGGAGCGAUGGAGCAGGUCGUGGAGGUCAUCGUACCCGCCAAUGUACUGCCCCCGCACAAACACUUGGGGCACACUGGUCACGUCCGACCCGACCAGGUCGCACAGAGCUCGAAGUGUGAUGUCCACCCCCACUGUCACGUCACGAUACGACCACUUGGCGUUGGACAGCGCCUCUUUUGCUAACACGCAGUACUUGCACUGGGGUUUCGAAUACACGAUCGCAUCCACGUAUGGCAGGUAUUGGGCAGCUUCAUGAGCAUCGGCAUCGUCGUCGUAGUCUGUGUCGAUGGCAUGAAGCCCACACUCUUGAGCGCGGCCAUGGAAUCGCGUGGCCCGGAUGUCCGUGUCCGCUUCUGUCAUCGGGCGACUGGAAUGCGCGUCGCCCACCGUGGCAUACCCGAGGGCUUUGAGUGGGUGGAACGGUAGGUUGUGCCUGGCCAUGUACGUGUCGACGUCAUGUUGCGUCCAGCUCAAGAUGGGACAGAUCUUUAACCGACCGUUGUGCACGUGUACAAUGUCCAGACGCCGCCGACGGUCAGUCUGGUCCGCUCGCAGCCCGACCAAGAGGGCCGUCGCCCCCAUUUCCGCCAGCGCACGCUCCAUCGGCUCCACUUUCCGCAGCAAGCCGUACAAUUGGUGGUCCUCUGGUGAAGACGACUCGUACAGUUUGCCAUGCACAGCCUCCAUAUGCGCGGGGGACGUCUGGGGGUGGUACACGCGUAGAUUCAGGUCGAGGGAUUGCUGCAGCGCCGUCGCGAAUGCGUAUGUUUCCGGUGGCAAGUACCCCGUAUCGACCCACACCACCGGCACGCGAUGCGGUUGGUUGGCAUGUUGCGUAACCAAAUGCAACAUCACAGCGGACUGUAUGCCGAAACUAGAGCUCAACGCGAGAGACUUGCCAAAUGAGUUGGCAGCCCACGCCACAAUCUCCGCCGCCGACUUGGACCGCAACAUCGUGUUGAGGUGAGCCACGUACGCCGGGGAGAAUGUAGUCGGAGCUGGUGCAAGGCCGCGCAAAGUCCACUCGUCCGCUGAAUAGGUUUGCAUCACGACAGGUACUUAGUAUCGAAUAAGUAAGUAUUCUCGAUAGUGAUAAAUCAUUCAUGUAUAAUCCACACGAGGAGUUUAC
Molecule: messenger RNA, 2337 nt
Organism: Aphanomyces astaci
Lineage: Eukaryota; Oomycota; Saprolegniomycetes; Saprolegniales; Verrucalvaceae
Exons: 2
Coding region: 18-1058 (346 amino acids)
Cellular component (GO): cytosol
Molecular function (GO): protein-disulfide reductase [NAD(P)H] activity
Source: RefSeq, a predicted model, not a curated record